Messenger RNA from Penicillium brasilianum, 3297 nucleotides. The record is from the annotation of a GenBank genome assembly. NCBI's taxonomy places the organism in Eukaryota, Fungi, Ascomycota, Eurotiomycetes, Eurotiales, Aspergillaceae.
AUGCGGAUUCCUAUCGCAGUGCAGCUUGCGCUGCUCGUCCUCAUCACGACGCUGACGGGAGUCGCCAUCCUCGCCAUUGCCACAUGGUUUACCACCUAUAAUUUUGUGGUGGACGUCGGAGCGCAAGGUCUCGAGCUCGUGGCAACCAUCAAGGCGAGUCAGAUUGCAUCCACACUCGAGGUCGUCGAGGUGACCUGCAAGACAAUCUCCACCCGAAUCUUAAUCCAGGCAGCCCUCAAGCGAUACUAUGCCGGCAAUGACUCGACCAGCAAUUGGAGCAAUUCCAUCUUGGAUUUCCAGUCGGCACUCGGCAGCCGAGGCUUCCUCAGCCUGUACCAGGUGAUGCUGUAUUCGCGAAAUGGAGAAAAUGGAGACUCGCCAUUGCUCAAUGUCACCAGCGACACGCUCCCGGACAUAACCCUACCCUAUACCGACGCCAAUGGGACCGCCGUCAUGCUGGGAGAUGAGGUCUUCCCCCCCAUGCUCUAUCCGAAUUUGACCUACACCCAGUCCGCCAACGAUAACUCCUCAUGGACCGUACGCGCCUUCUCGGACUAUACGCUUGGUUUGAGCACGACAUUGCUGCUGGGCCCGCUAUGGGUCAACGACUCAUUUUCCUUGAUAUCAUUGACCCUGCCCAUUGUCAACAACACCUCCGAUACCGAGCUCCUAGGCUUCAUGACCGUAAUGGCAAGUGCCGCGAGCAUCCAGGACGUCAUCUCGUCUCGCGAUGGACUGGGAGACACCGGCCAGGUGCUACUCUUGGGGCCCUCUCGACCGGAGAACCUAUUCGCCGGGGAUGCUCAGCCUGCAACCGCAACUUCCACCGCCGACUCCGCCGGUUUGGCGGAUGCCCAGGUUCAUUAUGUCUUUGAACCAACCCCACUACCCGGCCAGAUGAGCCGGCAUCGCGAGAUGACAACCAGUACCCCGUUCGCGCUGUCGAAGUACCCGGUGGCACUGGAGGUCAUGCGGCAGUCAUACGAUCAGGAGAACGGAUCCAUCAGUCGACUAUCGACCACCAACGAGGAAGGGGCUCGGGUAGCGGUGGGCGCCAUUCGUCCUCAGACACAAUUGGCGGAGUGGAUCCUCGUCGUGGAAGAGACGCAUUCAGAGGCAUUCAGUCCCGUCCUACGUUUGAGAAAAAUUAUCCUGGCGUGUUUCUUUGGCACGGCGGGCGCCAUCCUCCUGCUCGUGCCACUCCUCACCCACUGGGCAGUGGCUCCGAUUCGAAGGUUGCAAGAAGCUGCCCGCAAGUCAGUCGUGCCGCAAAUCCAAACCCCGCCCUCUUCACGACAAGAGCCUACGGGUAGCGACUCUCACGAGGGCGACGUCGAAGCCAUCGAGGAGCAGCUGGACGAGAAGAGCAGUCCUGUCUCGUGGGUGAAGCAUAUUCGGCGACCGCUGCAGCGAUUCAAUAGUGCGGGUAAUCUGGUCACCAGCACUGCUCAUCGGCCAUUCCGAAUCCCGGCGCGCGUGAAAGAACGACGGCAUUUCGUGAAAGAUGAAUUGACGGAAUUGACCAGCACCUUUAAUGAGAUGUCCGAUGAAUUGACCAUCCAGUACAAUCGUCUGGAAGAGCGAGUAGCUGAACGAACUCGCGAAUUGGAGAAGGCCAAGCUGACCGCCGAAACAGCCAACGAGAGCAAGACUUUGUUCAUUGCCAACAUCUCUCAUGAGCUGAAGACCCCACUGAACGGCAUUUUGGGCAUGUGCGCGGUCUGCAUGGGCGAGGAUGACCUGUCUCGAGUUAAAAAAUCUCUACAAGUGGUCUAUCAGUCGGGCGAUCUGCUUCUGCAUCUGUUGAAUGACCUGUUGACGUUCAGCAAAAAUCAAAUCGAGCAGGCCAUUCAGCUGGAAGAGAAGGAAUUCCGCAUUUCCGACAUCCGAUCCCAAUUGAGCACCAUUUUCCAAAAUCAGGUUCACGAAAAGCGAAUCGAUUUCAGCGUGGACUGUUUUGCAGGAGACGAAAUCCAAACCGGUCCCCGGAGUCGUAUGUGCUCGGACGGGGACCAUGGGCAACCACGUUCCAGUUCGGAUGGCACGCAACCAGCGAAGCUUAUGGAUAUGGUUCUGUGGGGGGACCAACAUCGAAUCCUACAGGUCUUGAUCAACUUGGUGAGCAACAGUCUCAAGUUCACGCCCGAAAACGGAACGGUGGCGGUGCGCAUUCGUUGUAUGGGGGACGCUACCAGCGGCAUUGAGGAUGUUGAGUCCCCGACAGAAGGUCGCGCAGGAAAUCCGCAGCUCCUCGUCGAUACUUCUCCAAUUCGAAGAAGCGUGCCCGAAAAAACUGGUCAACAGGCUGAGACUGCGAACGCAGAUCAGUCAUCUACUGUUGCUCACCUUCCACAAUUGCUCUUCCAAUUUGAAGUCGAGGACAACGGACCGGGCAUUCCGGGCCAUCUCCAGCGGCGCGUCUUUGAUCCUUUCGUGCAAGGUGACUUGGGAUUGAAUCGGAAGUACGGAGGUACGGGACUGGGACUGAGCAUCUGUGCUCAGUUGUCCCGCAUCAUGGGUGGUGUGAUUCUCCUGGACAGCCGGGAGGGGCGAGGAUCCAUGUUCACACUGCGGAUUCCGCUCAGGUUCGUGAAGGAACUUGCCCCAAGCACACUUGCACCUAGUACGCCAGGCUCGCGAACGCCCAGCGUGCUCUCCUUGGAAGAAUUCGCAAACGCAGCACGAACCCCGUCCAAUCAUGGCUCCGUGCGAAAUGAGUCGGUUGCUCCGGGAUUCGAAAAGUCGGACGUCCAGCCCCGACUAGUGGGUCUGAGUCAGCCUUUCUUCACACCGACGGUCCCGUCCUCCGCGCCGACAUCUCCCCCCAAGAACUCUGGCUCAAAUCCUGGUGCCACCAAGAAAGACGAACAUGCCAAGAAGAUCCGUGUGUUGGUCGCAGAGGACAACACCGUCAACCAGGAAGUUGUGAGACGGAUGUUGGCCCUUGAAGAGGUUUACGACGUGACCAUGGUCAAGGAUGGACAGGAGGCGUUCGACACCGUCAAAGCCAACAUGGAAACAGGUGCAGUCUUUGAUCUGAUAUUUAUGGAUAUCCAGAUGCCGAAUCUGGACGGCCUCCAGAGCACGCGACUUAUUCGCGAGAUGGGAUACUCAGCCCCCAUUGUGGCGUUGAGUGCUUUUGCGGAAGAGAGCAACAUCAAGGACUGCAUGGAUUGUGGUAUGGAUAUGUUCAUGAGCAAACCCAUACGACGGCCUGUGUUGAAGCAAGUGCUUCACAAAUUCGCUACUAUACCCGAGGAAUUCGAGUCCAGCGCAUCGACCAGUGCAUCUGGUUGA